Messenger RNA from Pogoniulus pusillus (Red-fronted tinkerbird), 3754 nucleotides. It is a transcript of the gene GFPT2, whose product is annotated as glutamine-fructose-6-phosphate transaminase 2. Gene Ontology annotation, molecular function: L-glutamine:D-fructose-6-phosphate transaminase (isomerizing) activity; carbohydrate derivative binding. NCBI's taxonomy places the organism in Eukaryota, Metazoa, Chordata, Aves, Piciformes, Lybiidae. Gene Ontology annotation, biological process: protein N-linked glycosylation; UDP-N-acetylglucosamine metabolic process; carbohydrate derivative biosynthetic process. The transcript is spliced from 19 exons. The coding region runs from base 545 to 2593 and encodes 682 amino acids. The record is from RefSeq and is a predicted model, not a curated record.
CUGAGGCUGGUGGCCCUCUGGCCCCCAUUCGGCUGAGCACACAGGCGGGUGCUCCGUCCUGCUUGUGCCCAUGAAGUUGGCUGCCGAGCGCAUGUGUCUAAAGGUUUUUGGCCGCAAACCCUGGACAAGCCAAGCUCGGAGAGGGGCUUCCCUCACCACCAGCCACAGCCACGGCCGCGCUGCCUUGACAGGACGAACUGUUCCGCCUUUCGCCCCACGCGGGGCCCGGCAAAUCGGCCUCCGCCCAGCACAACCCCCGGCGGCCCCCAGAAGGGUCGAGCCAGCCAGGAGGGCAGGGCCCGGCCUGGGGCAGGGCGCGAACCGCCGGGGCCGCCACCCCCCGCCCCUGGGCCGGCUCCGCGCCGGGGCUCUGCCCCCGCCGUGCACCCGCCGUGGGUCCCGGGCGGAGCUCCGCGGCCAAUGAGCAGGGAGGCCGGGGCCGAGGCGGCUGAGCUAUAAGAGCCGCGGUAGGCGGCAGCUCCCGAGCCAGGCCGUCGGGUGAAGCUGCGCCUUGUCUCAGCGGGAAAUACCCAGCGGCGCGACCAUGUGCGGAAUUUUUGCUUAUCUAAACUACAGAGUGCCUCGAACUCGGAAGGAAAUAUUUGAGACCUUGAUAAAAGGAUUGCAGAGACUGGAAUACAGAGGGUAUGACUCUGCAGGAGUGGCAAUUGAUGGAAAUAAUAACGAAGAAAAAGAAAGGUUCAUCAAACUAGUUAAGAAAAGAGGAAAAGUAAAGGCCCUGGAAGAAGAGCUGUACAAACAAGAUGACCUGGAUUCAAAAGCAGAUUUUGAAACACACUUUGGAAUUGCACAUACACGCUGGGCGACCCAUGGAGUUCCAAGUGCAAUCAACAGCCACCCUCAGAGGUCUGAUAAAAGUAAUGAAUUUGUUGUCAUCCAUAAUGGGAUCAUCACAAAUUAUAAGGACCUGAGAAAAUUUCUGGAGAGCAAAGGCUAUGAAUUUGAAUCUGAAACAGAUACGGAAACAAUCCCCAAACUCAUCAAAUACAUGUAUGACAACAGAGAGAGUGAAGACACCAGUUUUUCAGCCUUAGUAGAAAGAGUUAUUCAGCAGUUGGAAGGUGCUUUUGCAUUGGUUUUCAAGAGCAUCCAUUACCCAGGUGAAGCUGUUGCUACCAGGAGAGGGAGCCCUUUGCUCAUUGGGGUUAGGAGCAAGUACAAGCUCUCCACUGACCAGAUUCCUGUUUUAUAUAGAACAUGCAACAUUGAGAAUGUGAAGAACUUAUGCAAUUCACGAAUGAAAAGACUGGACAGCUCUACCUGCCUUCAUGCUGUUGGGGAUAAGGCAGUAGAAUUCUUCUUUGCUUCAGAUGCAAGUGCUAUCAUUGAGCACACCAACAGAGUGAUUUAUUUAGAAGAUGAUGACAUUGCAGCAGUAACUGAUGGGAAGCUUUCGAUUCACCGCCUUGAGCGUUCAGCUAGUGAUGAUCCUUCCCGGGCCAUCCAAACCUUGCAGAUGGAACUGCAGCAAAUCAUGAAGGGUAACUUCAGUGCAUUCAUGCAGAAGGAAAUUUUUGAACAACCAGAAUCUGUUGUCAAUACAAUGAGAGGCCGGGUGAAUUUUGAGAGCAGCACAGUUUUGCUGGGGGGGCUGAAGGAUCAUCUGAAGGAAAUCCGAAGAUGCCGAAGACUGAUCAUUAUUGGCUGCGGGACCAGUUACCAUGCUGCAGUUGCUACUCGACAAGUACUGGAAGAAUUAACUGAACUCCCAGUGAUGGUGGAACUCGCAAGUGACUUCCUGGAUAGAAACACACCUGUGUUUAGAGAUGAUGUCUGCUUUUUUAUAAGCCAAUCAGGUGAAACUGCAGAUACGCUCAUGGCCUUGAGGUACUGUAAAGAGCGUCGUGCUCUAACAGUUGGCAUCACAAACACAGUGGGAAGCUCAAUAUCCAGGGAGACUGACUGUGGGGUACAUAUCAAUGCAGGACCUGAGAUAGGUGUGGCAAGCACAAAGGCCUAUACCAGCCAAUUUGUGUCUCUUGUAAUGUUUGGCUUAAUGAUGUCUGAAGACAGAAUUUCCUUGCAGAAAAGGAGACAGGAAAUCAUUAGUGGACUAAAGUCAUUGCCAGAGAUGAUUAAAGAAGUCUUGUCCUUGGAAGAAAAGAUACAUGAUUUAGCUCUUGAACUGUACAAGCAAAGAUCACUGCUGGUUAUGGGACGUGGGUAUAAUUAUGCCACUUGCCUGGAAGGAGCUCUGAAAAUAAAAGAAAUCACUUACAUGCACUCUGAAGGUAUCCUGGCUGGUGAGCUGAAACAUGGGCCCUUAGCCCUAAUAGAUAAACAAAUGCCUGUCAUCAUGGUGAUAAUGAAGGAUCCUUGUUUCACCAAGUGCCAGAAUGCCCUGCAACAGAUCACUGCUCGACAGGGUCGUCCAAUCAUUCUGUGUUCUAAAGAAGACACAGAAAGCUCAAAAUUUGCCUACAAAACCAUUGAGCUGCCUCAUACAGUUGACUGCCUUCAAGGAAUCUUGAGUGUUAUUCCUCUCCAGUUGCUUUCCUUCCACCUGGCUGUUCUCAGAGGAUAUGAUGUGGACUUUCCAAGAAAUUUGGCCAAAUCUGUCACUGUAGAAUAACAGCCAAGAGCAGCUGAUGUUUUUUGCCACCAGACCUCUUGAGUUACACUUGCAGCAGCGUGCGGUUCUGAAGUGAUAGGCACACUCUUUUCUAAAGAGAAUGACAGUGCUAACUGGAAGGUGUCAGAAGGAUUUCUCUUGCAGCUUUAAAAGCUUUUGAUGUGCCUUGUACCCCAAGUGCUUUUGCUCACAGCAAAUAUUCCUCCAAGUCCUGAAAUUGCCAAAGAAGAGAAAGAUUGUUUACACAUGGUAUAGUGAAUGAACUUUUCUACUGUGCAAUAUAUAUAUACAGCUCUCUUCAGAGUAACUGUGAACGUGGUUUUUUUUAGCCUACACUACUUAACUAGUUUUAAAAAUAGAGUAUUUAUAAGUACAACUGUAUAGCUUUUUGUAAGUUAUUAUUUUUUUUAGUGCCUCGCUUAUUAGUAGUGUUGGUAGUGCUCAGAAUGUAAAUGCUGAGCAUGUUGAUGUUUGUGUACAGAUAUUAGGGUUUUUUUUUUCCCUACUUCAGCCUCAAACUGGAAAUUUGUUCUCCCUCUUUGGCCUUCCAGUACUUGAAGGGGACCUACAAGAGUGGAGAGAGAUUGUUCACAAAGGCCUAUAGUGACAAGAUGAGGGGCAAUGGCUUCAAGCUAGAGAAUAACAGAUUUAGAUUGGGUGUGAGGAACAGGUUCUGCACUGUGAGGCUGGUGGAACACUGCAACAGGUUGCCCAGGGAGGUGGUUGGGGUCCCAUGCCUGGAGAUAUUCAAGGUGAGGCUUGACAGGGCUCUGGGGGCAGCCUGAUCUAUUUGAGGAUGUUCCUGCUGACUGCAGAAGGGGUUGGACUGGAUGAGUUUUGGAGGUCACUUCCAACCCAAACCAUUCUGUGAUUCUUCCCCAGCUUCCCCUCCCCUCUCUGCAUUUGUGUUUCAUAUUUAACCAGUCAUUUUCAUAGCUCUUCUGUGGCUGUAAAUUCCCAGCUAUGUUUCAAGUUUCUGCUUCUUUCAAGUGAUUAUUUGAAAAGCCAGAGCAACGUUUUGUUUUGUAUGCUACCCCAGCUCUUAUUUGCAUAACAUGUACAGUGCAACAAAAUAAGGGAACUGGAUGUCUUUCAAGUGCUAUUUCUGUAUGAAGAGUGUACAAUGAAAUGACAAUGCAAUUAAAAGAUUAUAUAAUUCUU